Molecule: messenger RNA, 394 nt
Organism: Mytilinidion resinicola
Lineage: Eukaryota; Fungi; Ascomycota; Dothideomycetes; Mytilinidiales; Mytilinidiaceae
Exons: 2
Source: RefSeq, a predicted model, not a curated record
UUGCGCCUUUCCUAUCACCACAAUCGUUAACAUGGACCGAGCCAGCCAGGUGCCGGCGAGAGGACUCGCCCCAGAUGUACCUAGGACAUACGCUGCCCUAUCAGACAGUGGCAAUGAACUAGCCCAAAGCCAGCAAUACCUUACCCUACAGGAAGAGAAAGCCCUCGUUAAGUUUAUAUUGCUAAUGUCUAACCUCGGGCACCCCGUACGGAUUAAAUUUAUGCGCCAGCUAGCUUUUAAUGUUGCCCGCCAUCGCUCCACAAAUAAACCAAUCAAGCCUCCAGGCAUAAACUGGCCCCGGGCCUUCGAGAAACGCCAUCCAGAACUUAAAGCGAAACGAGUCAGGGCUAUGGACUGGAAACGACACGAUAGCCACAUAUAUGAUAAGGUUACG